AUGUUCUCCCUCAAGCAGCCCAAACCCACCUUCAAGUCGUACCUUCUGCCUCAGGCUGAUGAUAAUAUAGCGUCAGAACCAAGGAUUAAAAAACUAGAACCAGUACUUUUACCAGGUGAAAUUGUGGUGAACGAAGUAAAUUUUGUAAGAAAAUGCAUUGCAACAGACACAAGCCAGUAUGAUCUGUGGGGCAAGUUGGUUUGCACUAACUUCAAGAUUUCCUUUAUUACGGAUGACCUGAUGCCACUGCAGAAAUUCCAUUAUAAAAACCUCCUCCUUGGUGAACACGAUGUCCCACUCACAUGCAUUGAGCAGAUUGUCACAGUGAAUGACACCAAGAGGAAGCAGAAGGUCCUGGGUCCCAACCAAAAACUUAAAUUUAAUCCAACUGAAUUAAUAAUUUAUUGCAAAGACUUCCGUAUUGUCAGAUUUCGUUUUGAUGAAGCAGGUCCUGAAAGUGCAAAAAAGGUGUGCCUUGCAAUAGCUCAUUAUUCUCAGCCAACGGAUCUUCAGCUUCUCUUUGCAUUUGAGUACGUUGGGGAAAUAUAUCAUAAUCCAGCAAAGAAGGUGAAUGGCAUAGACCCAGGAGGUGGUGGCAGUGGCAUCGGCAGUGUCAGUGCUCAGCAGACUCCUUUGUUUGAAACUUACUCGGAUUGGGAUAGAGAAAUCAAAAGGACAGGUGCAUCUGAGUGGAGAGUGUGCUCAGUCAAUGAAGGUUAUAUGAUCUCCACUUGCCUUCCAGAAUAUUUUGUGGUUCCAUCUUCCUUAGCAGAUCAAGACCUGAAGCUGUACUCCUACUCCUUCAUUGGGAGGCGAAUGCCUGUAUGGUCCUGGAAUCACCCUAACGGAAGUGCCCUUGUGAGAAUGGCCAACAUUAAAGAUGUAUUGCAGCAGCGAAGAAUUGAUCAAAGGAUUUGUAAUGCCAUAACUCGAAGCCAUCCCCUGAGAAGUGAUGUUUACAAAUCUGACCUGGACAAGUGUCUCCCAAACAUCCAGGAAAUCCAGGCUGCACACAUCAAACUCAAACAGCUCUGUGUCAAUGAGCCUUUUGAUGAAACCGAAGAGAAGUGGCUGUCCUCACUGGAAAACACUCACUGGUUAGAGUACAUUAGAGCCUUUCUUAAGCAUUCUGCUGAGCUUGUCUAUAUGAUGGAGUGUAAGCACGUUUCUGUAGUUCUUCAAGAGGAAGAGGGACGGGACCUGAGCUGUCUUGCAGCUUCUCUCAUUCAAGUCAUGCUGGAUCCCUAUUUUCGAACAAUUGUUGGAUUUCAAAGCUUAAUACAGAAAGAAUGGGUCAUGGCAGGAUAUCAAUUUUUAGAUAGGUGUAACCACUUAAAGAGAUCUGACAAAGAGUCUCCUUUGUUCUUGAUGUUCCUUGACUGUGUUUGGCAGCUGCUGGAACAAUACCCAGCAGCCUUUGAGUUCUCUGAAGUGUACCUGACCAUCCUGUACGACAGCGCCCGCAUCUCCUUGUUCGGCACCUUCCUCUUCAACUGCCCUCACCAGCGAGUCAAGGAAAGCACUGAAUUUGCUAUAAGCAAAAAUAUUCAGCUGGGUGAUGAGAAAGGCCUCAGGUUCCCGUGUGUUUGGGACUGGUCUCUUCAGUUCACGAGCCGGGACCGGCUGCUGUUCCACAACCCGCUGUACAUCGGGAAGAGCACGCCCAGCGUGCACAACGGGGCCCCCCGCACCUUCAAGCGCUCCAAGAAAAACUACAGCUCCACAUUGCGAGGUGUCCCCCCAGCACUAAAAAACGGAGUCGUUGGUGAGCAGGAGUUCCUUCCAAGAAGAAACUCUCUGAUACUAAAACUGAAGCCAGACUUUUUCCAGCCAGCAGAGGGGCAGAGCCACAGUAUGGAGCAGUACUUCAGAGACUGGUUUGCAAAGCCCGUUGAUUUGCACGGUGUCAUUCUGCCCCAUCUCUCUGGAACACAAAUAAAACUGUGGAAACUCUGCUACUUCCGAUGGGUUCCCGAGGCCCAGAUCAACCACGGGGGCUCCAUCACCGCUUUCCACAGAGUUUCUUUGCUGGCAGACGAGGUGGACAUGUUAAACCGCAGCCUGCGGCAGUACAAGAGCAACUCCUCCUUGCAAGGCCACUGCUCAGAACUGGAUCAAAGCAGGAUGUACUUCAGAGCAAAUGGUUUAAAUGACACCUCAGGCACCCCAGACUUUCUCUCCUCCUCAUUCCCAUUUUCUCCUGUAGGGAACCUAUGCAGACGGAGCAUUUUGGGAACACCUUUAAGCAAAUUUUUAAGUGGUGCCAAAAUUUGGCUAUCCACCGAGACACUUGCAAAUGAAGACUGAGGUGAUGUGGAGGUUUCAAGGUUUGGGGAGAAUACAGCAUAUCAUUUUGUCUUUCCUAACUUAACACUGCUAAAUGCGGCAUUGAAAGCUGUAAUAAUUUUUAUAUACAAACGUUACGUAAGAUUUGCACAAAUAUUUAAAAGCAAGGCAAGUCAUGCUUCAAAUCGCACAAUUUUGUCUUCAGUAGUUCUCAUCUGCUGGGGAUUCUGCUCCCCAAUUCCUCCUGUUCUUGGGGGUUUGGCUCAUUACAAGUGAUAGAGUGUUUCAUUAUCUAACUGAAAGGCUUGGUUUGGUCAUUAGUAAGGGUUCUGCUUGAAAUGCCUUUGUUUUCCCAGAUAGCGACUGAAGUGACCCUUUGAUAAAACAGCUUGGAAAGCCAAAGUAGUGCAGUGGAGAUGAACUGACAGCUGAAAUCUGGGAAUAUACUAUUUUAUCAGACUGCCUCUUCAGGAGUAGUACUUACUUGCAUAGAUACAAACAUACUAAGGUUCCAUGACCGAUCACCCUACAUUGUGCUAAUGCAGUGUAUCCAUGGAAGGGGUUGUUCCCUUUUCUUUGUCUCCCCAAAACACAUUCAUUAACAAUUA
This is a messenger RNA of Cyanistes caeruleus (blue tit), 2894 nucleotides long. RefSeq names its product myotubularin related protein 10 (gene MTMR10). The record is from RefSeq and is a predicted model, not a curated record. Gene Ontology annotation, cellular component: membrane; cytoplasm. NCBI's taxonomy places the organism in Eukaryota, Metazoa, Chordata, Aves, Passeriformes, Paridae. Gene Ontology annotation, biological process: phosphatidylinositol dephosphorylation.